CUCGCCUUUCUUGUAAUCUUCUUGCUGCAAACCGGCCUCGAAAUGGCCUCGUCACUCUCCUUAUCCACCCCCUUCCCGUCGCUGCCUAGCCUUUACGCCCCUCCACCGUCUCAGGAUACGUCCAUGCAGGAGGCUAUCAUGCCGAACGUGAUCGUGAGCCCUCCAGAGGAGGAACAACACGAGAAUCCACCAUGGUGCUAUUUUCACGCCGACGACGCUGCACAUGAAGUUCAGUCCACGACACCAGACAUCGAUGCGCUGGAUACCGCCCUUAGCCUUCAGCAGCAACUGGACAACCGCGCACCUGCGUUCCAUCGUUGCUUGCAGAAUGUCUCGCAAGAAACCAUCGUACUGCCGAGGAAAGGCUCCCUUGCCCAACUGAAGGAGAACAGUGCACCUGCGAGAGAGCCCCGGCGGUCAUCUCGAUCAAGGGUGCUGGACGAGGAUUCGGAGAUCGUAGAGGUCUUCAAGGUGCGGAGGAAUGAGGGUAGGGAGGAUGCUGGCCAGCAAAAGGGGCAGAUGACGAAGUCGAAAACAUUCCGGGCCCGCGCGACGGAUGCGUUCAGGUCCAUCAAGAAUGUGCGCAAAGCCAGUCGGGGACCCAUACCUUCCACCAGUGGGAGUUCAUGGUCGUCGGGGGAGAAUGUUCGGCUGUCGGAGGAUAGCCACGAUCAAGGCGCUGCUUCGCGGUCGAGUGCCCCGAACCUAUCGCGACGGCGAUCCCUCGUGCUCUCACAGCUAUUCACGUUCUCUCAGAACAGCAAGUCUGCUGCAGAAAUUGACGAACAUGCGAUGCCUAUUUCCCAGCCGAAGCCCAUAACUGCACUGCCGCAUCGGCGUACCAUGCACACCGUGCCUUCGCUGGCCUCACCAUCCGAACCACAUUAUUGGGAGCCACAUCCACUACCUUCUCUCGAGGACAUGCCAAUCACCACUCCCAGUCGCGGUAUAUCGUCCCACCCAACAGUGUCAAAACGAAAGUCGUUUCGCCGUCGUCUAUCUGUCCUGGAACUACAGAAGCUCUUCACGCUCAAUCCCUCAUCAUCUUCCAGCUCUCUGCAUGAUACACAGAUGCCUGAUGUGCCAGUCGAUGCAUUCUCCCCACACGGACUUCCCGACAUCGGAUAG
This is a messenger RNA of Postia placenta MAD-698-R-SB12, 1128 nucleotides long. RefSeq lists its product as hypothetical. The transcript has 2 exons. Bases 43 to 1128 code for a protein of 361 amino acids. Lineage: Eukaryota; Fungi; Basidiomycota; Agaricomycetes; Polyporales; Adustoporiaceae. The record is from RefSeq and is a predicted model, not a curated record.